AUGUCUGAAGUGCUACUAUCUAUCAUUCUAUCUAUCUCAGUCUGCUCAUAUCUAUUAAUCUAUCUAUCGAUUGAUCUCUGUCUGUUCAUAUCUAUCUAUCUAUCUAUCUAUCUAUCUCUCACUCUCUCUAUGGAAGCAAAUUUUCCCGUGGAAAAUUUUUGCAUCAUGGCUGACAGUGAUGAUGAAUAUGAUAGACGACGUGGCAGAGAUAAAUUUCGACGAGAGAGGAAUGAUUAUGACCGCAGAGAUGAACGGCGAAGAGAUUCUUGGGAUCAUGACAGGGCUCGAAGUGCUUCAACUCGAUCACGUGAUGUCUGGAGUAGUCGCAGUCGAGAAAGCAGUAAACGAGAUUCUUAUGGGCGUGAUUAUGAUUCUCGGCGACGUGACCGCUACAGUCCUCCAAGGCAUGACAUGAGCCCCCCACAGAUGAAAAGAAUGCGCAGAGACUGGGAUGAUGGCGGCGGUGGUGGUGGUGGCGGUGGCAACAGUGGAGCUGGGGCAGGAGGAGGAGGAGGCGGUGGUGGUGUAGGUGGCGGGGGUGGUGGUGUUGGAGGAGGUGGAGGCGCCGGAGUUGGUGGCGUUGGAGCAGCUGGGGUUGGCCGUUUUGAUAUGCCUUACAAUGCAGGGACUGGCCAAAUUCAUGGUGGCGGGCCUCCUCAUCCCACCUGGGGACCUGGAAUCGAAAUGAACCUACCUCCGCAAAACCAGCCUCAUUAUGGAAAUAGUCCAGGCCAAAACAGAAUGGAACUGGAUUACCCAACCCAACCUCCAAUGUUAACAUUUAAGCAGUUCCUGUCUCAGCAGGAUGACAGCAUCAGUGACCAAGAUGCUAUCAAAAAAUACAACGAAUACAAAAUGGAAUUCAAGAAAGGACAGAUUACAGAAUUCUUUCUUGCUCACAAAGAGGAAGAAUGGCUCCUACUCCCUCUUCACAGCUCCAUCCACGGAUUUCUGGAAGCUUACAACAGCCUCACAUCUUUUAGGCUUCUAGGCUUUAUAAUCACACCUUCUUUGAUUGAGGACGACUACUCAGGUGACUGCUACUGUCGUGGCUACUGCGGCAGCACAUACACAUUGUGCCAGAUGCCAGCUCUCUGGCUGGCUGGUCUCCAACACAGGUUUAAGUAUAAAUACCAUCCAGAGGAAUGUUCUAAGCGUCAUGAAGAGCAGCAUGCUGCCCUGCAACGGCGACUUCAAAUCUUUUUAGAACUUAUGGCUCAGAAUCGUGUUGAUUCCUGUUCAGUGGAUGUUGAGAAAUCUGAUGAACUCAUCAAAAUCUUAGACGCUGCUGUUAUCAAACUGGAAGGUGGAGAUGAUACGGACCUGAAAAUUUUGGAUGAACCAGAAUCUUUAGAGAAGGAAGAUAAUCUGCGAAGCCGAAACAGCUCAGAGUCACAAGUCCACAGUGAGAAAAAAAUUGAGGAAGAAGUUGAGAAAAGCACUCCAGUAAAACAUUCCAAAUCUCCCGAAGAAUCGUUUGCACAGAAUGAGAAAAAGAAAGAAAAAACUGAAAAAAAAGAGGACAACAAAGAGGAAGAAGAUAAGCAACCUGAUCAACCUCUGGAACUGCCAAUCAGUAAAGAACAAGAAGAACUGCAGAGACAGGCUCAAGAAUUCUCCAAACAACAACAGAAUCAAUCUGAAGAUGGCAAUGGAGGAGAAGAGGAAGAUCGGGAGACCAAAGGCAAAAAGAAACGUCACCGUGACAAAACAGAAUACAGCUACGAAACAGGAUCUGAAUCUGAGAGUGGUUCUGAUUCUGAACCAGAACCUGCUCCUCCAGGUGUUGAUGAUCCUCCUGUAGCCAGUAUGGAAGAUUCUCCUAUGACAAAUGUGGAAGAAACAAAAGAAAAAAGUGACGAGGAGGAAGAUGAAGGGGAGAAGUCAGAAGAAGAUGAAGAGGAGGAAGAAGAGGAUGAGGAGGAAGAGGAAGAAGAUGCAGAAAGUUCGGCAGAAAAGGAAAUGAAAUCUGAUGAAAAAGAGAAAGAUGUGGAUACUGCCGAAGAUGGUGUUCAACACAAAUCCAACGGCAGUCAGGCACCUCGUGCUCUCCACAAAACUUGCUCAAUAUUUCUACGCAACCUUGCUCCUUCAAUUACCAAACAAGAGGUCGUUGCUACAUGUCGGCGCUAUCCUGGUUUCAUGCGAGUAGCUCUUCAGGACCCACAACCAGAACGCAGGUUUUUCAGACGUGGUUGGGUCACUUUUGAACGUAAUGUCAACAUUAAAGAAAUCUGUUGGAAUCUCAAUAACAUUCGUCUGCGUGACUGUGAACUGGGGGCCAUCGUGAACAGGGAGCUGAAGCAGCGAGUGCGCCCCGUCCAUGGCAUUACGGCCCACAAGCCCAUUGUCAAGCAGGACAUCAAACUUACGGCUAAGAUUAUCCAAAACUUGGACUCUAAGUGGAAACUCUGGGAAGAUGUGGGUGAGGAGAAGAAAGAUGCCGAAAAGUCAUAUGGUUUGGUGUCAAAGAAUCCUGUGUUGAAGAACAUAACAGAUUAUCUUGUUGAAGAAGGCAGUUAUGAGGAGGAAGAGCUUCUUGGUGAAAGUGUUGAUGAUAAAGACAAACCCAAAGAAGGAAUGCAAGAAAUAUCAGUUGAAAGAGAUGCCACUCUUCUUUCUGUUCUUGACCGCAUGAUCCUCUACUUGCGUAUUGUCCACUCAUUGGAUUACUAUAGUGCCAGCGAGUAUCCAAAUGAAGAUGAGAUGCCCCAUAGAUGUGGUAUUAUCCAUGGACGUGCCCCACCACCUCUCAAAAUGACACAGAAUGAUGUGACUGAAUGGAUGACAAAUUUUGAGACUAAAGUGAAAAGCUUUGUUGAAAUGCAAGACCUUUUGGAGAAAGCAGAAUCUAUCCAGUUGGGUAGAAAAGACCCUGAUGUUGAAGUGGAAAAAUUUGUGACUUCCAACACACAAGAAUUAGCCAAAGACAAAUGGCUUUGUCCACUCAGUGGUAAGAAGUUCAAAGGUCCAGAUUAUGUAAAGAAACACAUAUUCAAUAAGCAUGGUGAAAAAAUUGAGGAAGUCAAAAAAGAGGUAUCUUUCUUCAACAAUUAUCUCUUGGAUCCCAAACGACCACAACUCCCUGAACAUCCAGGCAACAAACAGACAGGACCCUCCACUUCAGGUGGCCAACGGGACAGCCUCCUAGGCCCAGGCAAUGCCAAUGCUUAUCAAGGUCUCCCCCAGAUGCUAGCAUAUAAUCAACCACGUCCUCCUCUGCUUUAUGCAGGUCCUCCUGCUCCUUAUGGUACAUCCAACUAUACCCGAGAUAAUUAUCGUCUUGAUUAUAGAAGAGGGGGUGUUGGUGGUUAUGCUAAACCAUACAGACGUCCUGAUCCGAGAUCCAUAAUUGAAUACAGAGAUUUAGAUGCUCCAGAAGAUGUGGACAUUUUCUAA
Molecule: messenger RNA, 3399 nt
Organism: Acanthosepion pharaonis
Lineage: Eukaryota; Metazoa; Mollusca; Cephalopoda; Sepiida; Sepiidae
Source: the annotation of a GenBank genome assembly